AUGGCCCUUCACGACGGUCUCGUAAAUUGGCCACUAUUCUUUGGCUGUAUUUUCCUUGCCUUUGGACCUUUAGCUGCUCUCUUUUUUAUUCUUGUGGCUAAACGUGCUCAACUUGUGAUUAUUGCACUAAGUGGUGCGUUUCUAUGGCUUGUUGCGAUUCUCGUGACGGCGACUUUAUGGCAACUUCUGCCAUUUUUAAAGACGUCCUUAUCGGCUACAAUACCAGUAGCUGUGCUUGUCCAAGAAGCCUUUCGAAUGCUCUUCUUUUACUUGUAUACACGUACGGAAAUGGCUGUAAAACGUGUGACUACAUCUUCCCAUCAAUUACCACUUAAUGAUAUUACAUCAUCACUUGCAGGGGGUGUUGGGUUUUCUCUCAUGCAUGCAUUGCUCAUGUUUGGAAGUCUUGUGGGUUCAUCCACAGGUUUACGUGGUGCUGCCUUUUCAAGUUCAUGUGAAUAUAUUCCAUUGAUAUUCUCAGCAGCUCUCUCAACCUUAGCACUGACGGUACAUGAUAUCGCACUUAUGGUGAUUGCAUUUCAUGGAUACCGUCAACGAUCGGUAGUACUUAUUAGUACCGUGUUUGUUAUUCAUAUGGGAGUUGCCUUGUCGGCGUUGGCUAAUAUGGACACUAAUGGCUGCUUUAUUUCCAUUCCUAUACAUUACGCUGGUGCAGCAUUAGCUUGUACAGGUGCUACAAGUAUUAUUUGGCGUUCCAAGAGACUCAGUGUUGAUACCAAAUGA
Peronospora belbahrii is the source of this 744-nucleotide messenger RNA. Lineage: Eukaryota; Oomycota; Peronosporomycetes; Peronosporales; Peronosporaceae. The record is from the annotation of a GenBank genome assembly.